This is a messenger RNA of Schizophyllum commune H4-8, 602 nucleotides long. Its product is annotated as Sm-like ribonucleoprotein. The coding region runs from base 80 to 445 and encodes 121 amino acids. Gene Ontology annotation, cellular component: precatalytic spliceosome; catalytic step 2 spliceosome; SMN-Sm protein complex. Gene Ontology annotation, biological process: spliceosomal snRNP assembly; RNA processing. Lineage: Eukaryota; Fungi; Basidiomycota; Agaricomycetes; Agaricales; Schizophyllaceae. The transcript has 4 exons. Gene Ontology annotation, molecular function: RNA binding. The record is from RefSeq and is a predicted model, not a curated record.
GUCGCGGACGACGACUCCCAAUUUUUGAUAAAUACAAAGCAGGACGUAGGGUCCUCUGCGCAGCGAACAGAUAUCCAAGAUGAAGCUCGUCAGAUUUCUUAUGAAGCUCAACAAUGAGACGGUGUCCAUCGAGUUGAAGAACGGGAGUGUGGUGCACGGCACUAUCACUGGCGUGGACAUGCAAAUGAACACCCACUUGAAGACAGUCAAGAUGACCACCCGCAAUCGUGACCCGACACACCUUGAUUCGUUGAGCUUACGGGGGAACACGAUCCGAUACUUCAUACUUCCCGACGCACUCCCUCUCGAUACUCUGCUUGUCGAUGACGCGCCCAAGCCAAAAGGAAAGCGCAAGGAGGAUGCCGCGCGUGGACGCGGACGUGGACGGGGACGUGGGAUGGACAGAGGACGUGGUCGCGGCCGUGGCCGUGGACGAGGCUUCUAGUCGAAGCAACUCAAUCACCGGGAAAAACGGCCAGGGAACAUCACCGCCACUGGCCUUGGAGCGACCCCACGACCUGCAGAGAGCAUGGGAAUUGGCACCGUCAUGCGAAUGUGACGCGUCUUUCUGUUGUUGUUUCUCUCUUCUUCUUGAUGUCAUC